Molecule: messenger RNA, 501 nt
Organism: Aspergillus calidoustus
Lineage: Eukaryota; Fungi; Ascomycota; Eurotiomycetes; Eurotiales; Aspergillaceae
Source: the annotation of a GenBank genome assembly
AUGAAGCUCUUAUCGGCGGCCGUGCUUUGCCUCGCUCCCCUCAGCGUUACUGCUACGCCCGCUUCGUUCUGGUCGUCGCAGGAUGUGAUUUCGGAGGCAAUCCCCGUUAAGGGCGAUAAUCCCCUCGAAUACUGCUCAGAUCCCAACGGCAACAUUCUAGACAUCAAAUCGGUCGACUUGUCUCCGAACCCUCCCAAGCCUGGCCAAACUCUCACCAUAAAGGCCGAAGGUGUUCUGCAUGAGCGAGUCGAGAAGGGCGCCUACGUUCUUCUGGAGGUCAAAUACGGAUUGAUCACCCUUGUCAAACAACGCCCCGAUCUCUGUGACCAGAUUGUGAACGUGGACCUAGAGUGUCCCUUGGAAGCGGGAACAAUGACCCUGACCAAGGAGGUUCAACUGCCCGCACAGAUUCCUCCGGGUCGAUACACUGUUCAUGCCGAUGUCUUUUCCAAGGAUGACAAGCGCAUCACUUGCUUGGAUGCCAAGAACAUUCAGUUCUGA